Coniophora puteana RWD-64-598 SS2 is the source of this 921-nucleotide messenger RNA. Its product is annotated as glycoside hydrolase family 16 protein. NCBI's taxonomy places the organism in Eukaryota, Fungi, Basidiomycota, Agaricomycetes, Boletales, Coniophoraceae. The transcript is spliced from 4 exons. Bases 1 to 921 code for a protein of 306 amino acids. Gene Ontology annotation, biological process: glucan catabolic process. The record is from RefSeq and is a predicted model, not a curated record. Gene Ontology annotation, molecular function: hydrolase activity, hydrolyzing O-glycosyl compounds.
AUGGCUGGCUCGGCGCUGGCUGGCACCUACUCGCAAUCGGAGACCAUCUCCGGCAACGACUUCUUCACCGCAUUCACGUGGGAGAACAUCGCCGACCCGACCAGCGGGCGCGUCGUAUACGUCGACCAGGCCACGGCACAGAGCGCCAACCUGUCGUACGUGACGGGCAGCUCAUUCGUCAUGGCUGUCGACUCCACCACCACACUCGCGGCGACUGAUGCUGGGCGGAACUCGGUCCGCAUCAAGUCGGCUAACACGUACACGACCCACGUCGCUGUCUUCGAUAUCGCGCACAUGCCGCAGGGAUGUGCUACCUGGCCUGCCGUCUGGGAGACCAACGAGAGCACCUGGCCCGAUGGUGGCGAGAUCGACAUCCUCGAGGGUGUGAACAGUGUCGUGCCCAACCAGUCGACUAUCCACGCUGGCCCUAACUGCGCCAUCCCUGCUUCUGGCACGACUGAGCAGGGCACUAUCGUCGGUACCGACUGCAACUCCAACGACAAUGGCAACGCCGGGUGUGGCAUCCAGUACGCCUACGACGACAACUCGAUCUUCGCUGGGUUCAACGGUGUCGGCGGUGGCUGGUAUGCCAUGGAGCGCACCGACACUGUGAUCAAUGUCUGGUUCUGGGAGCGGGGUGCGUCAGGCGUGCCCUCUGGUGUCUCGUCCCCCGCGUCGUCCAUCGACACGAGCACCUGGGGUACUCCCGCUGCUGCGUUCCCGAACACGGACUGCGACUUCUCGUCGUUCACCGCACACAACAUCAUUGUCAACAUCGAUCUGUGCGGUUCUUGGGCGGGAUCGGACACCGUGUACGCUGCGUCGGGAUGCCCGUCGACGUGUGUUGACUACGUCAACAGCAACCCGUCUGACUUUGCUGACGCUUACUUCGAGUUCAACGCCGUCACUGUCUACGAGUAA